Strongyloides ratti is the source of this 1002-nucleotide messenger RNA. RefSeq lists its product as hypothetical. The record is from RefSeq and is a predicted model, not a curated record. The transcript has a single exon. Bases 1 to 1002 code for a protein of 333 amino acids. Lineage: Eukaryota; Metazoa; Nematoda; Chromadorea; Rhabditida; Strongyloididae.
AUGAAUUCUAAUUUUACAUUAUUUGUGACAGCUGAAGUUUCAUGGAUUUACUCAGCAUACAUUUAUCUUUCUAUACCAAUAAUUUUUUACAUUAUUAAUGGUAUUAUAAUUAUAUUAUCCUGUUACAAUAAAGCAUUAAAAGAAAAGAUGGAUCUCAGACUUAUUUUAAUUGUUAGCGCUUCAAUAAACAUUUUUUCAAUGAUUAUUUAUGUUUUAUUUUCAUAUCUUUGGUGGUAUUGUUAUUUAACUAAUUCAUAUAUUAACAUUAAAAUAACAUCAUUAGUUGCUGAGAUAAGAUUAUUUGGAAUGGGAAUACUUUUUAUAUCACCACUUAUUUUAUCAUUAUGGAGAUUUUUUUUAAUUGUUAAAAAUUGGAAUAUAAGUAUAUGGAAAUGUUCAAUUUGUUAUCUUAUUAUUUUAUCAUUUCAUACAUAUACAUUUUGUGAUAAAAUUUUUAUUUCAACAAGAAUAUCAAAAAAUGAUAUUUUUACAUAUUCUAUUGUAUAUUCGACAAAAUUUUUAAUUUUCUUAUUUUUAAUAACUGAUAUCGUUGCACCAAUUAUUGCUAUCAUUUUAUUGUGUAUUAUACUAAUAUAUGUUAGAAAACAUCAAGAAAAUCUUAAAAAUGUUGUUGUAUCAAAAGUUCGUCUAAGUAUAGCACGUCAACAACGUGUUAUAGUUUAUUCCUUAAUAUUAAUGUCUGCUGUCCCUUUACUUGGAGCUAUUCCACACUAUUUCAUGAGAAUAUUUUUUAUUUACGAUUAUAAAAUACCACGAAUUGGUUGGAAUAUUGCUGAAUUUAUCAUACUUUCUGUUGGUGGUUCAGCACCCUUAUCAAUGAUACUUAUACUUCCAACAUUAAAAAAAGCAUUUUUAAGUCAAUUAAAUUUAAGACAGACAUCCUCAAUUGAAACAACAAUUAAAAAAAGUGAUAAUGAUAUAACAAAAAAUGUUAAUUCUAAUGAUCAUCGUCAUUCAUUAAAAAUGAAAAUAUUAAAAUAA